GGUGCGCAGGGAAGCAGGAAGUGGCUGCUGGGGAUUUCAGCAACUAUAAGGCACGGGGAAUGUCAGCCUCCGCGGUCUUUAUCCUUGACCUUAAAGGCAAGCUCCUAAUAUGUCGAAAUUACAAAGGCGAUGUGGACAUGUCAGAGAUCGAGCACUUCAUCCCCAUUCUAACACAGAGGGAAGACGAAGGAACUCUCUCCCCACUUGUAUCUCACGGCAAAGUUCACUUCUUGUGGAUUAAACACCGAAACCUGUACUUGGUUGCAAUGACAAAGAGAAAUGCAAAUGCCUCUCUCGUGUAUGCGUUCCUGUAUAAAAUUAUCCAGGUCUUCACAGAAUACUUCAAGGAGCUGGAGGAGGAGAGUAUCCGGGACAACUUUGUGAUCAUCUAUGAGCUCCUGGACGAAGUGAUGGACUUUGGGUUCCCCCAGACCACCGAAAGUAAAAUUCUACAGGAGUACAUCACUCAGCAGAGCCAAAAACUGGAAUUGGCUGCCCCACGGCCACCGGCCACCGUCACCAAUGCUGUGUCCUGGAGAUCAGAAGGCAUCAAGUACAAGAAGAACGAGGUCUUCAUUGAUGUCAUCGAAGGUGUCAACGUGUUGGUCAGUGCGAACGGGAAUGUUCUACAGAGCGAGAUAGUCGGCAGCGUGAAACUGAGGGUCUUCCUCUCGGGAAUGCCAGAACUCCGGCUGGGCCUGAACGACAAGGUCCUCUUCGAACUAACUGGGCGAGGCAAAAAUAAAUCGGUGGAACUAGAGGAUGUGAAGUUUCAUCAAUGUGUGAGGCUCUCUCGCUUUGAAAAUGACCGAACAAUCUCCUUCAUCCCACCGGAUGGCGAUUUUGAACUAAUGUCUUAUCGACUGAACAUUCAAGUGAAGCCUCUGAUUUGGAUUGAAUCGGUUAUCGAGAAAUUUUCACAUAGUCGGGUUGAAUACAUGAUCAAGGCCAAAAGUCAGUUCAAGAAGCAGUCUGUCGCCAACAAUGUGGAAAUCAUUAUCCCUGUGCCAAGUGAUGCUGACACGCCCAAGUUCAAGACCAGCGUGGGGAGCGCCAAGUGGGUUCCCGAAAAUAACACAGUGGUGUGGACCAUCAAAUGCUUGCCCGGAGGAAAAGAAUACCUGAUGCGGGCUCACUUUGGCCUGCCGAGCGUGGAGAAUGAGAACAAUGAAGGCAGGCCACCGAUCACCGUGAAAUUCGAGAUCCCUUACUUCACCGUCUCAGGGGUACAGGUGAGGUACAUGAAGAUUAUUGAGAAGAGUGGCUACCAGGCACUCCCCUGGGUCAGAUACAUCACCCAGAGUGGAGAUUACCAACUGCGGACACACUAAAAGUUUUGAUGGAUUCAGGAAACUUCUCCUAAUUUUCCUCUCUCAUUGGUUUGAAUUGGGCUACGUAUUACAGUACUGUUGUGGCGAGUGCCUUAAACAUCUUGUUAACUUUUGUUCUGUUCAGCUAACUGUGCAAUAAUUAAGGACAGACACCUACAGUUUCAGAAGUCUAUCAGCACACGGUCCUCCAAAAUAAACCCCAGGAGAGAAUAUAUCCUUGGAAGACCAUGAUUCAGCAUCAUUUGAGCAAUCUUUUAGUUCUGCACCUGAGAGGGACCCUUAAGCCCUUAAGUUCAAAGUAAAUUUGUUAUCAAAGUACACAUAUGUCGCCAAAUACUUACAGGCAUUCAUUGUAGAACAAAAAAAUACAAUAGUAUGAAUGACAAAAAGAUACACAAAGACUGAAAAACAACCAAUGUGCAAAAUAAGACAAAAAAAGAAUAAAUAAAAAGUAAAUAAAUAAUA
Molecule: messenger RNA, 1796 nt
Organism: Mobula hypostoma (lesser devil ray)
Lineage: Eukaryota; Metazoa; Chordata; Chondrichthyes; Myliobatiformes; Myliobatidae
Product: AP-1 complex subunit mu-2
Exons: 12
Coding region: 60-1331 (423 amino acids)
Biological process (GO): intracellular protein transport; vesicle-mediated transport
Cellular component (GO): clathrin adaptor complex; clathrin-coated vesicle
Molecular function (GO): clathrin-cargo adaptor activity
Source: RefSeq, a predicted model, not a curated record